Molecule: messenger RNA, 1530 nt
Organism: Orbilia oligospora ATCC 24927
Lineage: Eukaryota; Fungi; Ascomycota; Orbiliomycetes; Orbiliales; Orbiliaceae
Exons: 2
Coding region: 1-1530 (509 amino acids)
Source: RefSeq, a predicted model, not a curated record
AUGCUCUGGGUGUCAGCUGACCCCGGAAGCGGCAAAUCGGUACUCGCAAAAUAUCUAGUCGACCUAUUUCCAACAACGGAAGCAAGAACGACUUGCUAUUUCUUUUUCAAAGAUGAUUUCGAAGGCCAAGGGAGCGCCAUCACCGCUUUAUGCUGCAUUUUAUUCCAAUUGUUUGAUGCCAAACCUGCGCUGCUCUCCAAAUAUAUUGUUGAUCGUUUUGAAAUUGCGGACGAUGGUUUCACAGGCUCUUUUGAGGAACUUUGGAACGCCUUCAAGAUGGUGGUAAAAAACGACACUGGCGAAAUUGUUUGCAUUAUCGACGCACUCGAUGAGUGCAAACAUGGCGAGCGAUUUCAGCUUAUAGAGAAACUGAGGCAGCUUUACAAUAACAAAGGCGCAUCUAAGUUCAAUCUUAAACUCCUGAUAACGAGUCGUCCCAUCCGUGAAAUCCGCCUUGGUUUUCAUCAUACGGAAAUCUCAGCAGCCUCUCUCAUUCACUUAAACGGAGAAAGCGAAGCCGAAAUUAAAAAAAUAUCUAAAGAAAUCGGGAUUUUUAUCGAAACUAAAGUUCAAAAUAUAGGAGAGAAGUUUGGCUUGACGACAAAGGAGAGGGACUUAUUAUUGAAAAAACUUACAAGCGUUCCAAAUAGAACAUACUUGUGGGUUUAUCUCACGCUAAACUUGAUAGAGAACGACGCUAGUACCCAUAUUACUAUUGACACCCGCGAAAAUAGAAUGCUCGAGAUUGCCUCUCGCCUUCCAAAGACAGUUGAUGAAGCUUACGAGAGGAUCCUAUCCCAAAGUUAUGAUCAAGUGCAAGCAAAGCUGAUCUUGCAAAUUUUGGUCGCUGCGGCACGGCCGUUACGCCUACGAGAGAUGUGGUUGGCGAUGCAGUUAGCUGUCGAUAGCACCUGCACAUCUUACCGUGAUCUCAAAAUGCAAGACCGAGAACUUAUGGCGGAUCCAAAAGAUUUGAAGGAACUAGAGGACCGAAUUCAGAAUGACAUCCGGGAUCUCUGCGGGCUCUUCGUUGUUGUCAUUGAAUCCGCCGUUUAUUUGAUCCAUCAAACUGCGAAAGAAUUCCUGGUUACCCAAAAGAUGAGACGUUCCCGGAGCUCUACUAAUAAUCUUCAAUGGAAAGGUUCUCUUCUGCUAUGGGAAUCACAUCGCAUAUUGUUCUCUAUUUGCAUGCAACAUCUUUUUUUCGAGGAGCUUCAGAAUGAGGCAUGCGUACCUGAAAAUAGCGGUAACGUCGUCGAGAAAAAAAAUAAACUCGCUUCCGAAUAUGUUCAAAAGUAUAACUUUCUCAGCUACUCCGCUAAUAACUGGGUGUCCCAUCUCAAGGACGCUCAAAUGAAUCUCGAUAAGGCAACAGUAGAUCGGAUCAUACCACCUGUUGCCUUCGACAAACUCAUGCUAGCCUCUUAUUUUGGAAUUCGCGAGGUAGUCAAAACCCUACUUAAGGAGUGGGCUUACGAUUACGAGAUAAAUAAAAGGGAUUUGACAAAUGGCCGAUCAGCGUUAUCAUGA